AUGUCAUCUACUAAUGCACAUAUUGCUUCUUUGACCAAGAAAGUAGAGUUAUUGGUAUCUCAAACACAAAGAUCAAAAGUAGUGAUAGUCAGUUCGAUAUGUGAGAAUUGUGAAGCCAAUCAUGCUCAAGAAAAUUGCUUGUUGCUAGUUUCUCCAAAAGAACAAAGACUUCGAAAGAAGUCUAAUGGAGAAGAUAUUCAUGUUAUAACUACUAAGAGUGGGUACAAUUGUAGAGAUAAUUAUGGAAAGAUCUGCUUAAAAAGAAUAAGCAAGACACAAUUUGAAAAAUUUCUGGAUGAUCUCAAGAAACUCUACUUCAAUAAUUCAUUUAUUUAUAUGAUAUUACAAAUAUCAAGAUACAAAAAGUUUUUAAAAGAGAUGCUAACCAAGAAAAGAAUGCUUCCAAAGUUUGAGGUCGUAGCAUUAACAGAGGAAAGUAGUGCAAGACUGAAAUUAGAAUUAGGUGAAGUCAAAGCAGCAUUUAUAAUGCUACAGCAUGCUGAUAGAAAAAUCUCAUGUCUACUAAGAAAAGUUGAGGAUGUGCUCAUGAAAGCAGGAGAUUUAAUAUUUUCGGUAAAUUUUGUUAUGUUGGAUAUGGAAGAAGAUUGGGACAUUCCAAUUAUAUUAGGCUGA
Messenger RNA from Olea europaea var. sylvestris, 633 nucleotides. RefSeq lists its product as uncharacterized. The transcript is spliced from 4 exons. The record is from RefSeq and is a predicted model, not a curated record. The coding region runs from base 1 to 633 and encodes 210 amino acids. Lineage: Eukaryota; Viridiplantae; Streptophyta; Magnoliopsida; Lamiales; Oleaceae.